Sus scrofa (pig) is the source of this 646-nucleotide messenger RNA. The record is from RefSeq and is a predicted model, not a curated record. Lineage: Eukaryota; Metazoa; Chordata; Mammalia; Artiodactyla; Suidae.
GCCAAAGGAGUUCUCCAACGGACCCCUCCGUGGGCUGAGGGGGCGGGGAAAUUGUCCAAGGAGCCCCUCGGUGGAGAAGCCAAGACGCUGGGAGGUUGCUGGUGCAGCUGCCUAGGGCGGCGUCACUGAGCCGCGCCAGCGGAGCCAGGUGCAGCCCCGCUCCUCUCGCCUGCCUUCUCUGCGGCUCGCUUCUUCACCAGGCGUUCCUCGAGCCUUUUCCAUGCCCCCGGUGGAUGCAGCCUUUCGCACCCUCCACGCCCAUGGCCACUAGCCUGAGGAGGCCGUCUUUUACCGCCUGUUCUUCCUCCCUUCUGGACGCGGACGACGAGGGCGUGCGUGGCCCUUGUGAAGAUGCCACUCUGUGCAAGCGAUUUGCGGUGAGCAUUGGCUACUGGCAGGACCCUUGCAUCCCGCAUUUGGUGAGACUGUCUAAAGCGAGGAAGGCCCCCGAAAUUAACAGAGGAUAUUUUGCUCAUGUCCACAGUGUCAGUCAGCUUAUCAAGGCGUUUCUACGGAAGACAGGGUGCAACUGUCAAAUUCUAAACCUUGGGGCUGGGAUGGAUACCACCUUCUGGAGGUUAAAGGUACAUGAAAAUGUCCCCUCUUCUCUCUCCAGGGGAUUAAACUUCAUUUGCAAAAUUACCUG